AGCACUAUGUUUAUGUCAACUAUGAAUAUGACAUACAGCACAUUCACCCAGUAUAGAACAUGGACUCGAACAGCAAAAGAUGAGAAAGAUUGUGGAAUUAAAUGUCUUCAUUUUGGAAACUGUAAUUCAUUCUGGUUCCAACAAACUUCCUUCCGUCCAGGAACUGUUUUUGGAACAUGUGAGGGGGCGAUGCUAUCAACUCUUGUGGAUACAAAUAAUGGUAUAAGAAUAUUUAUUGAUGCUGGGAGUUAUGAUGAGUGGGAUAUUCUAUGCAGUGGCAGUGAGGGUUGCUGUCGCAGAACUGGAAGUGGUAGAGAGCUGUGUGGACUUUGGGAAGGAGAUUGCAACAAUGACAAUGAAUGCGCUGGAACACUGAAAUGCGGCAACAAUAAUUGUGUACAGCACUGGGGUGAGGGUGGACUAUGGGAUGCUGAAGAUGAUUGCUGUGAACCCCCCUGUACUCCAGACCAUCCUUGUGCUGAGGGGGAGGGACACUGUGAAAUUGAUGCAGAUUGCCAGAACCCUGGUUUGCUAAAAUGUGGAAAUGACUUAUGUAUUCACAGCACUUACUUUCCAAGUCAUCUGUUCCCUGAGCAUUCUCUAACCUUCUACCAAGCAACUGAUAACUGCUGCUAUAGGGUGUGCAACAAGCGGUACAGAGUGUGUGGACACAAUGAAGUUGGUUGUUUAAAUGAUGAUGACUGUGCAACUGGGUUGUACUGCAAGAAAGAUGUAGUUCAGCCAUACUGUGAAGAUGUAAAUGAAUGUGAUCCAAAUAAUCCAAAGAACCAUUUGUAUCCAGGACUAGCAUACUGUGGGAUACACUCUACCUGCACCAAUACUAUUGGGAGUUUCAGCUGUUCAUGUCAAACCGGUUUUAAAGAUUGGCUGCCAGUUGCUGGCUGUAUAGACAUUGCCCGAGUAGAAUCUUAGAGUCGGGAACCUAGUCUUAGGCGCCGGGCCGACUUUCUCCGACCCUCUGUUUUUGGAAAAAAAUAUCAAAUUUCAACAAAUAUAUGUAAUAUGAGCAAAAACCAUUAAAAUAUUUGAGCAUUCCUCUCCCCAUCCCUUUCUUCAAGCACCCCUCCAUAUGUCCCAACCCCAGUU
Molecule: messenger RNA, 1107 nt
Organism: Eurytemora carolleeae
Lineage: Eukaryota; Metazoa; Arthropoda; Copepoda; Calanoida; Temoridae
Product: latent-transforming growth factor beta-binding protein 1-like
Exons: 13
Coding region: 7-933 (308 amino acids)
Molecular function (GO): calcium ion binding
Source: RefSeq, a predicted model, not a curated record